AUUUUUUGCACAAAUUUAAUCUCGCAAACCAAUCAUGCAACCUCCAAGUCUACAUUGGCAUGUUUCUAGAUCUUUAAGGUGUCGCAAUUCCACCUCUUGAAAUCAAAAAAUUGCGAAAAAUUAGAACUCUUUAGCCCCCCUAAUGGCUCUAAAACACCGAAAACUAUUCCCAUCUUCGUCACCAAAUAAUACAUUCGAUGGUUGUGCUGAUAUAUGUGAUCCAACCAUUCCCUACCCUGAUUUUGAUGUUCUUGAACCACUGUUGUCGCCGCCUCCCCCACAGGAGUUUUAUUUCACUAGCCACAAGGCCAGCCAGCACGUAUCGCCUUACGUGAUUAUCAUAAUUACCUUACUUGCUAGCUUGUUUUUGCUGAUAGGGUACUACGUGAUCUUCGUAAAAUAUUGUAGGGGAUGUAGAAGGUUCAGAAGUACAACGAGACGAUCAUUGGAUGGUAGUGCAGAUGGAGGAGUGGAGUUUGUUGAUGAGGUUCAUGGCCCGAUUCUUGAUCAUCCGAUAUGGUACAUCACUACGGUUGGUCUGCAGGCUUCGGUUAUUGAUUCGAUUAGUAUUUUUAAGUACAAAAAAUGUGAUAAUUUGAUCGAAGGGACGGAUUGUUCUGUUUGCUUGACUGAGUUUCGAGAUGAUGAGAUGUUAAGAUUGUUGCCGAAGUGUAACCAUGCGUUUCAUAUACCUUGUAUUGAUACAUGGUUAAGGUCGCACACAACUUGUCCGCUGUGUCGUGCUGGGAUUGUGCCUAAUAAUGAUGCCAAUUUUUGCGCGGCUUUAGCUCAAAACGAUCAGAACUCUAGUAUUUCUGGCAGAAUUGAAGAAUUGAAUUCGGAAAAUGUAGCAGCUGGUAGUGAAGCAACGCGUUUUAAUCAGGUCCGAAAUGAGAUUAUUAGAAACAGGGAAGUUGUUGAUGAAGUCGGCUCUGCAAAUUCGAGCAAUAAUGUAAAAAGACUGAAGAGGUCGUUUUCAGUGGAUUUAAAUUCAAUCGGAGAUACUCUGGUGAUGAGUUCUGAUGAGAGAUCAUCAUCUGCUGCAGAAACUCUUGCUGUGAAAAUGAAGAGGUCAGUUUCUUGUAGUGGGAAAUUUUUCUUGUCAAGGCAUUUUCGGAGCCAGAGCGCUGUUCUUCCGUUGUAAAUGUUCAAGAAAAAUUAACUCCAGUACAUUUCAGUAUCGGUUCUUAGAUUCUCUAUUAGAAAGAGUGUAAUUGACAUAAACUAAAAACUGAUUCUGAAAUUUUUUUCAGACUGAUGUCUCCGUGAGUGCAGAGGAAUGUCUAAAUUUUUCACAUCAAUUUCGGACUAAUGUGAAAGAUCAUGUAAACCAUCAUUUCUGGUUAAAUAAUUGAUGUCUAAAAUUUUGAUUUUAA
Messenger RNA from Daucus carota subsp. sativus, 1376 nucleotides. Its product is annotated as RING-H2 finger protein ATL54. Gene Ontology annotation, molecular function: transferase activity. The record is from RefSeq and is a predicted model, not a curated record. NCBI's taxonomy places the organism in Eukaryota, Viridiplantae, Streptophyta, Magnoliopsida, Apiales, Apiaceae. The coding region runs from base 143 to 1144 and encodes 333 amino acids. The transcript has a single exon. Gene Ontology annotation, biological process: protein ubiquitination.